AUGGCAUUCGACGCACAGGCGCUAUGGGACCUUACCAGCCCUAUCACGAUGCCGUCGAUGAGUGACAACGACUUUCUUAUGCUACUCGAGAAACAGAUGCAAGCCGCACAUCCUACCUCUGGGAACGCUACUACGGCGACCGCUGACGGCCAGCAGGGCUUUUCAAAUAUCAAUCCCAUGGUUGCCCCCUCCUCGGUCAUGGCCCCACCGCCCGUUCCCGCUGACACAAUGUCGCCCCCACUUACUGAUGAAUCAAGUCCCAGUCCUCCCGGCACCAACAACGAUAGUACUGUCGGCGAUGGCUCUAAGCGCAAGGCUUCCCGAGAUGACUCUCAAGACGUCGAGGGCCAACCACGCAGCAAGGUCCAGCACAAGGCCAAUGACGAUAGCGUCAAUUCACAAACUACAGGUAGCUCCUUGCUUCUUUCUGCGCUUGCUGCGGCUCUUGGCCACGAGCCUACCAAGAAGCCCCCCGCUCGUCGCAAGAGUGGCGGAAACGCAAACGUUAGCGACGAAGGCCGUCUGGCCAAACGUAAAGAACAAAACCGAGCUGCUCAACGUGCAUUCCGCGAUCGGAAGGAGAAACAUGUCCGAGAUCUCGAGGAAAAGAUUCAGGAGCUCGAGCAAAAGUUCAACACCUCGGAGUCUGAAAACACUAACCUCAAGGAUCUGCUUAAGAGGCUACAAAACGAAAACAUGAUGCUCAAACAGUCCGCGUUCACUUUCGAGUUUGCCCCAUCCGAAAAGUCGAGUAAUCAGAUGGCUACAUCCCCGACGGCGAAUACCACCAGUAGUUUAUCGAGCUCUGGCACUAACCCCUUUACCUCACCGUCUCAUUCACAGUCGAGUGCAUCCCCGGAGUCGACAACAGCCAACUAUGUCUCCAAGAGCCCUAACAACUCGCUCUUUUCCACCAACAACACGCCUUCACCCAACCUAAACGCCCGCUCUAGCUCUCAAGACAACGUCACCUUCAACUCGGCUGGGAUAAUGACAUUCAGCAAUCCCUCGACUGCUCAACCUACUCCUAUAACUCCCGCAUUGUCAGUGUCGUCGCCCGGGGCCGGCCCAUCCUCGAUCUCUCAGAACGCAUUUAACCAGGGCUCCCUAUUUACGUCAUACCGCGACCCGUCGGCAUCUUACAGCCUUGGUCAUCCAUUUGGCGACUUUAAUGCCUUUGGCACUCCUUCCAACGGUGGGAUUGCGGAAGACUUUGGGAUGGAUUUUGGCAUAGAUAUGUCUAGUAUCAGCAAUCACGACCUAGGUGCUUUUGGACUCGGCAAUGACUUUGACGAUUUGUUCGGUGGACAGCUGGGCGCGCUUGACGGGACAAACUCCUAUGGUGGGGUAGGAUCCAUAGGCAGCCCUUCGUCAGCGGGAGUGAUGACCAGUGCACCAACGCCCCAAACCACGAGCACUUCGGCCGCACCUACCCCAGCAUCUACCCAGCCCCCCUUGAUCAUCGAUGGUUUACCCAGCGCAGGCGAAUCGGCGCGUGUCGAGUGCUCGAUAAAGGCGCCCUCUGCCAGCGACUGGAGGCGCUGUCCCAAGACAAAACAAGAUUUUGUUGAAUUGGUCCGGAGGGAUAGCAGCAAUCAGCCGAGCACUUUUGGUCCCCCUCUCACCAGUGAUGACAAGGCACAAAUCGAGCAAGAUUGGCAACAGUUUACCCAGCGUCCCGAGUUGAAGGAACUCGACGUGGAUCACCUGUGUUACGAACUUUUUGACAAGGCACAAUGCACUGAACUUAAGACACGUAUGAAGCAGUCGAUGAUGCGUAUAGCCAAGGACAUGGCCGGCGGACAAAAUCCAGCUUAG
Rhizoctonia solani is the source of this 1818-nucleotide messenger RNA. RefSeq names its product bZIP transcription factor. The coding region runs from base 1 to 1818 and encodes 605 amino acids. Lineage: Eukaryota; Fungi; Basidiomycota; Agaricomycetes; Cantharellales; Ceratobasidiaceae. The record is from RefSeq and is a predicted model, not a curated record. Gene Ontology annotation, cellular component: RNA polymerase II transcription regulator complex. The transcript is spliced from 5 exons. Gene Ontology annotation, molecular function: transcription cis-regulatory region binding; DNA-binding transcription activator activity, RNA polymerase II-specific.